UUUCUCGAUGCGUGAGUAUAAACCAAUUCAUAAUUCGUAAGCGUUGCAAGCUACAAGAUAUUCGUUAAGUUGUUCCUCCCCAAGCACACGGAAAAUCUCUGAAUUCAAAAUUUUUUGAGGAACAUCUUCAUUCGUUCCGUGUUCUUUCUCGAUGGACUCAUACAAAUCCUCGUCAUAAAAGCUGAGGUAGACAUGGACGUCGUUCAAAUUGGCACAAAACGCGAUCGCAUUCUUCAUCAAUUCACUAAAAGCUGGAAAAAACAGAGCGAAUUGCGAGAAUUGAGGGUCUGAUCUGUAGUCUGCGUUAAUUUCCAAGGCCGACGAGUGAUCAAAGUGGAGCUGGUCGAGAUUGUCGAGGAUCCUCUUCUCAGCAAUCAAGGUUGACACCUUUCUCAGGUCGUCUGCGUUGAAAUACUCGUUUCGCAUGGUAAAAGUUUGCAGUUUUGGAAAGGAUGUUCGAAAGGAAUGCGGUUUCGUGGCUAAAAAUCAAAAUUUUGAAAUGAGCCAUUAGUCUUUGGAAAAUUAUACUGUGAAUUUUAUUCGAGGAACUCAAGUUUAUUGAAACUUAAAAACACAAUUUUGGACGCAAAAAUCUUUGCAUUUGUCGCAACAGCGAUUGGCUUACCCAGCAACAAAUUCGGAGCGGAAAAAAGCUGCUUUUUCUUGCUUGCUUUUUUUGGCAACAAAUUCGGACCUUUUUGCGUUUUUUUGCUCCGCUUUUUUCUCCUCGUUCUUGCUUCCAAGCGAAUUCGCUUUAUUUUGCGUUUAAGAACAGAGCCCUAUUGCUGAAUAUUUUGGCAGCUAUAUUUUAGCAUUUAACUUAAAUCAUUUUACAUCAAAGUUUGUGGACGUUUUUUAUCAUGAAUAUAAGUUCAGUUUUAGCUCAUAUUUCUUGGUUUUUAAUGGGUUUCAGAAAAUUUAUAUCGAUUUAUGCUUCGCUUUUUCUCGCUCUAAUUCGCUUUUAGGGUUUUAUCGCAUUUAUUUGCUUCUGUUGUUGCUCUCUUCGCGCUCUUCCUUUAAACUGGUUGUGAAUUUAAAUUGAUUUUAUAAAUAAUUUUAUUUACUCACUCGCUGAACCUACCGGAAACCAUUCCACAUCUUCAGCUUCCAACCCUCCAGAGUUGAUGCACAUGUGGCGCAAGGCAUAAGAUCCUGUCGCUGGUGCUUGCCUUGGGAUUGGGAAGAAAGUGAAAGAAUUUUCAGCAUAAUUUUCCGCGGUGGCCGAAUUCAGAACUGCGCUUCCAGAAGUGGCAGGUGUUGCAAGCAAAGUCUUGUAAUUGUGACCUGGCUCUUAUAUAGCUCUAUUUUAUUUUCCGAAUAUGCCCUGAAGAGAAAUGAUUUCAGGUAGGAAAAGCUCUUGAUAAAAUCAUCAACGCCAUUUUUAGAUUGCAAUUCCAAUUCUUUGUUUUCGUCAACGUGCAGGUCGACGUUGACAUUGUUCAGACCUUUUAACUUUCUGCAGAUGGUCUUCAAGUUCGAGUAUCUGAUUCUGUAGCCACGAAAUCGAAGUGUUUUCAGCUUUUCCAUUCCACGGAUCGCCUGCACUGCGUUUCUGUUUAAAGUAUUGCUUUUGUUACAAUUAUGGUCGUCAUUUUCAUCGCCAAAGCAAACAGAAAUUCCUGCUUGAAUUGCGAGUGAUUCGAUGUUAGGGGCCCGUGCUCCAAUUAGUUCCAAAACCUGCACAGUAAAAAUAAUUAACCAUUUUGGGAGACGAUCCGUAUCAGUAGAGGGCUUUUAAUUAUUUACCUCUGUAACUUCUUCCAGUAGAUUCUCAUUAGCGGGGCAAAAAGACAAGAGAUUGCUCAAGUUUAUUUUUCUAGUCCUCGAAUUUAGCAACUGAGCAACUCUAUUUUUCAUUUUGGUGAAUUCCGUUGUGUCUCCAAUCUUGUUGCUGCAUUUCCGACUCAGAACUCUCUUUAAAAUUACCUCGAUUACAUUAUGAGCUGUACAUGUAAGUGUUAUUAAUAUCCUCACAAACUAUUUAUAAUUUCAUUACUCACGCAAUUUCAAAAAGAUUUUCGACAUUUUUUUACCCUUUUUACCAUAGUAUUUUUGCAGAACUGGUUGCGCUGAAAAGAAAAGUCAUAUAGAAAAACAAAAUAUGCAAGAUUUUGGACUCACCAAACCGCUUUUUGUCACUGGGUUGAGAUAUGAAGGAAUCUACGUUUGUUACGACCUUUUCUACUAAAAUGUCGAACAAACUAUGUUCCUGCAGAUUAUGCAGUCGAAUUUGCGCCAGUUGCAAUCGAUCAUCGGAGUCCAUGGCAGGUUGCGUAUAUUGUUGAAAAUAUCUUAACUGAUUUCAAGUUAAAGAUUAGAACUAUCCAAGUAUGCAGCUAUUCGGGUCCGAGGGAAUAGUUAAUAUGGCUUAGAGCGCUUAAAAUACAAUCAUAUAUGUGCAUCAAUUUUGCUCUCGUCAAAUAUUAAACACUUUAAUUUUAUAUUCAAUGCACGGAAUAACAAUUCAUUGAUGUUUGAUUUCAUAGUCAGUAAAUGAUUUUAUUGUUACUUGAUUCCAUGAAAUCUUUUUCUUUGUUGUCUUGAUUAAAAAUGUUGUACAUAAAAAUCAUUAUUAGGAUUAUCUUAACGGCCGGGGGCGACCGAUUUAGAACAUUCCGAAACCACUUCAUAAUGUAUCCUAUAAUUUAUUUGUACUAAUUUAAAUGAAUUAAUUCUUAUUAUAUAUUUCAAGUCAAUCAAUAACAGUCUUUUAUUUAUUAAGCAGAAGUCAAUAUACAUUAUUCACUAUUAUCUUUUUAAGUUUGUUAUGAAAUUAAUAUACUUUAAGAAUUAAUGCGAUUGCAAAUUAAUCCGAAAUUUUGCCAGUUGAAAUCGAUCUUCAGUCUCCAUGGCAGACUAUUUUUAAAAUGAAAUGGUGAAAUUAAAGACCAAUUGCUUUUCCUGGCCGAGGAAAUAGUUUAAUUGAUUUCGAUUUAUUCAUCUUUAUAUGUAUAUGUAUCCUGCUUUCCUCAAAAAUUAUAUGCAUUCAAAGCAAAUUUGAUUAUUUAGACAAUCCUGAUUUAAAUAUAAAAAAGUAUAUGGGAUUUGUUAGUGUAAUUAUAUUGUUUGUUCAGUUGAAAAGAAUAAAUUGAAUGAACAAUAAUCCGAUACCCGUCCAUUGCAUAGAAAUUACAAAUAAUUACGACAUUAGUUUCUUUGUCGUGACACGUUUUGAUUUGAAACAUGUUUGAAGUUAUUGGUAUUUUUUUAGAACCUCUGCACAGCACUUGAAAAGAUGAGUAAACAUCACAGCAGAUGGUAGCGGCCAACUCGUGUGCAAAGUGUGAAAUUUAAAAUUAAAAGCGAAUUUGGAGUUCAAUUGGACGUGAUUUUUUGCGUUGAAAUUCAUAUUUGCUUAAAGUAAAGAGUUUGAAGCGUUUUUAGGGUUGAAAUGUAGCCCGUUAAAUUCUGCACAAGCAGACCAAGUUUCAUAGGUGCAAUCGCGAUAGAUUUGCUGAAAUUCGAAUUUUGAAUUUAAAAACUUUUGAUCGAGGCCGCUUGACCGCGUAUGCACUUUGAGCAGCGAGUUCGCCUCUCGUUCUUCAAGUUGAUUUUAUUUCGCAUUUUAAUUUCUCAGAAACACCAAGAGGACUUAGGGCAGACCAAUGAAGGUCGAAAUUGACCUUCAGGGUCUGCGCCUGAAGUGAUCCUGAGAUAAAAAAUUUCGAAAAUUUCCAAUUUCAACGAACUCGGAGUAUUUUAUUAGGUUUUCACUACCGUGAAGCCAUAACCGCCAAAUGACAAUCCUGAAACCGGACCUUGAAUAAAUGUGCUUCUGAUUUGCCGCAGGACUGUCUCCUGAUUGGCCUCCAUUAUUUCAACGCCAUAUUGACUGCUUACCGGCCAAGAACCAACACAGAUUGCAAUCCGGACCCGCCGGUGAGAAAAAGGAAAACACAUGUGGGGAAAAUACGUUUAAAAUGAUUUUUUGAUACGAAUAUUACGAGAGCGUGUGGUGACGCAGAGAAGCAUCGGUUGAUAGCGACGGGGCCGUGGACGAGGGAUCACUCAAUUGACCUUUCACUUCGUCCAAAAGGAAAGAGCAGGCGAUUCGUCCGAUUUAAUUAAUUCCAUUCACAGUUUUGAGAAUCAGAAGGUGUUUGCUACGGUAUAAAUAUAUACAUAAAAAAUAAUUCCUCUGUAUAUAUGCUGCAAGUUGAUGUCAUGUUUAUUUUCCUAAGACAAUAAUUAUUAGAAUAAUUAUCUUAUGCCAAAUUUAUUUAUGUCUGAAAUGUCUUCAAUAUUGCCCUGCGACCUCUGUUAUCAGAGGAGGAAUAUUUGAUUUAAAUAAUUGAAGUAUAUAAACAACUUCUCAUCACGCAUUGCUGGCCGCAGAGACGCAGAGUUGUUUGGCUCAACAGACGCGUGUAUCAAGAAGCCUUCACCGAGUGCAUGAAAAAUGGAUUUCAGAUACCUUUUUGUCAUCCUCCUCGGCUUGGUGGUCAGCCUCGCUCAAUGCAACAUUCGAGCUCCACGUGAGUAUUUUUAUUUUAGUUUUUGAUAUUUUUUUAAUCUAAAAUACGUCUUCUGCCUACCUAAAAGUUUUCAACACAGGAGAAAAUUUGAGCUUUCACGAGUGUGGCGUUCGGGAUGCAAAUACAAACCGCACCUCGUGGCUUGCAUUUUUGCAAAGUCGAAAUGUGAAUUGCAAUGGCAUAGUCAUUUCUCGCAGGACCAUUCUAACACGCCAAUGCAGUCACAAGAAGAGAGAUGACGAAAAUAUGAUUGCUCUCGUUGGAGAUUGUUCUGAAAAAAAUGGCUCCGGCGAUUGCAUUCUUGACGAGCUUGAGAUUGAAGAUAUGAUUGAAAUAAAAGUGGCAGAUCCAACUGCCGGGGCGCGAGAUAAAAUCUCUCUCCAACUUUUCAUCUCAGAGAAAAUGCCCAAAAAUAUCCGGCCUAUUUGUUUGUUCAACCGCGGCCAGGAAAUGGACUUGGCAAACCUUGUUUAUUCACCGUACUUUAAAAUGCGAUGGAUUUUUGAAUUCAGUGAUGAAGAGGAUCUUUCUGAUUUGCGAGACAAGCUGGACCCACUAAAUAUUGUGCCGCAUGAUAUUUGUUUCAAACAAAGCACAGAAUGGGAGCAACGUUUUGGGGACUUACUGCAACAUUCUCAACGAUUUCUUUGUGUUGACGAUCCUGAGCAUUAUAAUGAUGGAAUUCUCGUGAAUUUUCAUAGCGGACGCUACUUUCUACGGGGUUUUUCGGUACCUUCCAUCAGCGAAUCAGUGGAACAUAGCCUUUAUUUGGACAUUUUGCCACAAAUCGAUUGGAUCGGCCAACACGCGGAAGGAAUCUUUGUUUUACCCGCCAUUCCGCCAUCAAAACCAUGCAGAGGUUUCAAAAAUCCAAAUAAUCUGAGUUUCCGUAACUACGGGAAGAAACCGAAAAUCAGGAAGAAACGAGACGACGACGACUAUUCUAAUGAAGAUGAGGAUGUUGAUGCCAGUGGGUAUAUACUCAAUGGCUACAAUGCUGAACACGUGCACCCGUGGCACGCUUACGUCGAAAACACUGCAACUGGCGAGUUAUGUGGCGGAACCCUUAUCUCGAUGAGGACGGUUUUGACUGCUGCUCAUUGUAUUUAUGGAAGGAGAGCAAACCAAUUCAGAGUUUCUAUUGGAAUGUAUGACAAAACAAUAAGAAAUGAUUCAACCGUUCAAAAGAGAAGACCAAGCCAAUUAAUCUGCCACCCUGGCUACAAAGACAAACAGUUUAAACACGAUGUUGGCCUGAUGAUUUUUGAUAAAAGUUUUAUCUUGAACAAAAACGUCCGUCAAAUUUGUCUGUGGAACGAGGACUCGAGUUUGAGCCUCGUCGCUAAACGUCUCGGCGUGGUGGUUGGAUACGGUUUAAAAGAGAACGACAAUGUGCCAAAGAAGUUGCAAGAGGCUAAGCUGCCAAUUAGAUCGCACAAAGAGUGUUACCAGCAGCACAGAAAAUUCUUUGCAAAAUAUUUGUACCCAGGAGACAAUUUCUGCGCCGGCUACGCGAACGGAACAGGCACAUGCAAAGGGGACAGUGGCGGCAGUCUCGCCGUGGAAAAGAACGGCCGGUGGUUUGUUAGAGGAAUUGUCAGCUUCGGAAUUACUAAAAAGGUCCUGGUUGACAAUGAAGAAGAAUCGUUUUGCAUGCCAAACAGAUACUCGUUGUUUGUUGAUGUUGCUAGUUACAUGGAUUGGAUUGUGGAAAACACUCCUGACGUCUCUUUCAAGGACUGAAAUUGUUGAUCGUGUUUUCUUUUGGGAAUUUAAAUUUAAUUUUGUCCAGUUAUUGAUUUUCAUAAAUGAGCGAGAGAGCGACCGAAAAAUUCACCUCUAUCGUUUAUUAAAAUUUUCAACAUUAUGCAAAAAUUAAAUUUCAACUAACGAAGAUAAAAAAGGAAACUUAAAAGAUCACUGCGUGAUGGGAGCUAAUAUUUGAGUUGCUAUAUAUUUUGUGUCUGUGUCUAUCCCACCCAAAUAGUAUGGGCGUAGUAUUAACUCUACACACUUUUAUUGUGGGUAUGGAUGCAGAGGUAUUAUAACCGAUAAUUUUAUUCAUUCGUAUAUCUUAUUUUGGGUAAUUAAUUGUUUCCCUUUUACAGUAGAGACUUUGAGGUGAUCGAGCACUUUCAGGAUGAGCGCAAAAAUUAAGCAGGAAAGUUGCUGGCAGAAUAUUAAAUAAAAUGCUAAAAAAAAAACGUUUUUCGCAGACCAACAAAAAAAUAUUUUUGACCUUAAAAUCAUGGGAGGAAAUAUAAAACAAGAGUCGCGCGGCCUGAAAACCCCAGCAAGAGCCGCAACAUUUUAUCACGCUGGCAACUGUUCUCAUAGAGUUUUUUCUUCUGAAGUGAUAUGUAAUGAGACAAAAAUUCUGGUGACCCUGGCGCGAGGUUUUUCAUCCUCCGAGUAUUUAUAGAAAUUAACCCUUGAACGAACACCUUGAAAAUCAUGUUGAGACUAUGCUGAAAGUAUUGAUUUGCCGUUGGAUUUAUACUGAGGAAAUUAAUAAAUGAACACAGUUUAAUUCAGUCAAAGAACCAAGGAUCAUUUAUUACUUCCGUUUGAUAUCCGUAUUUUUUGGAAUAACUCUUCUCACCCAUUCCAAAUUUUAUCUCUCUUUAAGUGACAUUUUAAUUUUACCUCCACACCCUUCAUAUAAAUCUAAAAUAAAUUUAAAUCAGAAUGUAAUUUUAAGACGAAAAUAAAAAGAAAUAAAAAAUUGUAUUUUGUUUUUGCUUCUUUAUUUAAUUCAUCUCUUUAAAAUCUGUAUAUUUAGUGAAGUUUGGUCAAUUCGAUUCCUCCUCCUUUUCGUUUACCCUAGAUAUUUCCUCCUCAGCUCCUUCGCCUCGUCGUCUAAAUAAACCAGAUCUUGUGGCCACCAAGCCAAAGCUUCAAGACUGCAGACAUAUUUGGCCAGAAAUCUGAAAAUUACAAAAAAAAAUCAUUAAUAAAAUCGAAAAAAAAAUCCCGCUUCUGCUCACUCUGCGUGCCAGAUGCAGAAAUAGCAAAUCAGAUCUACGUCCUCGAUUUCCUCCUGCAAUUCAUGGCCGCAGACCUUCAAGAACCAAGUCUGCAGCUUCUCCUUGUCCAAUUGGACAGCCUGGACAGCGCUGUCUGCCGUCGGACGCUCGCAAACGCGGCAGAGCGGCUUCAAAAGCGGCAUCACGGCAACUCCAAAUGGCGCGAAUGAGAUCGAAACAGCUGCAGGUGGUGCAGGUAGUUAUAGGUUCGUCAGGUUGAUAAUGGGGUAACCGAAAAGGAGUUUGAAUCGCCGGAAUAAUCGACGAUAAAUAUAUACCCGCGAUUUAAAGAGAAGAAUUAAAUGAAGAAGCAAUUUAUAUUUGCUUAUUUCUAAUUUUUGUUUUUUUUCGUCACAUAUUUAAAUCUUGAUUCAUAAAAUGAAUUAAAAGAGUUAAAUUUAAUUCAGCUCCGGAUCAAUCUGCUAUAAAAAUAGGGGCAGGGGUAAAACG
Messenger RNA from Cloeon dipterum, 7951 nucleotides. RefSeq names its product coagulation factor IX-like. Gene Ontology annotation, molecular function: serine-type endopeptidase activity. The transcript has 11 exons. Lineage: Eukaryota; Metazoa; Arthropoda; Insecta; Ephemeroptera; Baetidae. Gene Ontology annotation, biological process: proteolysis. Bases 4722 to 6218 code for a protein of 498 amino acids. The record is from RefSeq and is a predicted model, not a curated record.